AUGGUCAAGGAGAAGCAAACUCGCACCUAUGAUCGUGAUGGAUAUCGCAGACGGGCCGCCUGUCUGUGCGUUCGCAGCGCUGAUGAGAGCGAGAUUCUCCUCGUCACCAGCAGCCGCAUGACCGACCACUGGAUCGUGCCGGGCGGCGGCGUGGAGCCGAAUGAGGACGCCAGCGAGGCGGCCAUUCGCGAGACGGAGGAGGAGGCGGGCGUCCGGGGCGUCAUCAAGCGCUGCCUGGGCGACUUUGAGGUGUGCGACGAGAAGAGGGAGCGGAAGCACCGCACCUCGGUGUACGUCCUCCAGGUCGGUGAAGAGCUCACUGAGUGGGAGGACUGCAAAGCCCGUCUCCGGCGGUGGUUUCCCCUGGAGGAGGCGCUCAGGCUGCUGGCCGUCCACAAGCCG
Messenger RNA from Rhagoletis zephyria (snowberry fruit fly), 402 nucleotides. The record is from RefSeq and is a predicted model, not a curated record. Lineage: Eukaryota; Metazoa; Arthropoda; Insecta; Diptera; Tephritidae.